CUAGCGUUAGGCCCAUUAGUCAUUGCCAUUCUCUAAUAACAGAAAGCACAUGAUUGAAGACUAAAGAGAAGUAGCGAAGCAGAGAAAGGCGAAGAAAACCUUGCUUGCUCGAAACACCAAGCUAUUGAAUUUCCUUUUACCGGAGACUUCUGUCUGUCGCUAGGGUUUAGUUAUCUCAGUAGCGAUGACGCCGGAUCCAAACAGUGCCGGGGCCGCCGGAGGUGAUAAACCAGCUAGAGAGGAGGCCUCUGUCAAAGUCCCUGCCAAGGACCCUAAGAAGAAGGACGACAAGAAAGAUGAAGAUCUCUCCGAGGAGGAUCUAGCACUCAAACAACAGUUGGAGUUGUACGUAGAGCGAGUUCAGGACCCUGAGACUGGGCUGCAGAUGGCUGCCCUAGAGAGCAUGAGGCAGGAAAUUCGGUCAGCAACAAGCUCUAUGACAUCAGUUCCUAAGCCAUUAAAGUUCUUGCGUCCUCAUUAUGGAACACUAAAGUUGCAUUAUGAGAAAAUGCCAGAUUCAGAUACCAAGAAACUACUAGCAUAUAUACUUUCUGUUUUGGCAUUGACAAUGUCUGUUGAAGGAGAAAGGGAGAGCUUGAAGUACAGACUACUUGGAUGUGAUGAUGAUAUUGGUUCUUGGGGCCAUGAAUAUGUAAGGAACUUGGCGGGAGAAAUUGCUCAGGAGUAUGUAAAACGACAGGGUGAAGAGGCCCCAAUCGAUGAUUUGAUGGAGCUUGUGCAACAAAUUGUUCAUUUCCAUAUGAAGCAUAAUGCAGAACCUGAGGCAGUUGACCUUUUAAUGGAGGUUGAAGAUCUUGAUCUUCUUCUUGAGUAUGUAGAGCAUGCAAAUUAUAAAAGGACAUGCUCAUACCUUCAGAGUGCAGCUAAUUAUCUUCCAGGUCCAGAUGACACCUUGGUACUAGACAUUGCAUACAAUAUUUAUACGAAAUUUGGAGAAUAUGCAAGUGCUCUUUUCAUCGCACUACGCCUUGAUAACACACAGUAUGUGAAGCAUGUUUUUAAAACUUGUGACAACCUUUUGCUGAAAAAGCAGUUCUGUUACAUCCUUGCUCUCCAUCGUGUGACAUUUGAGCUUGAUGAUGAGAUGUGUUCAGGGGAAGAGAGAGAAGUAUUGCAGGAAAUUAUUAACAAUACUAAAUUAAGUGAAGGCUAUCUCGCACUUGGUCGUGACAUUGAGGUGAUGGAGCCCAAAUCCCCCGAGGAUAUCUACAAGGCCCAUUUGAUUGAGGGCCGUGGCAGUUCAGGGGCAAGUGUUGACUCAGCAAGGCAAAACUUGGCUGCUACAUUUGUUAAUGCAUUUGUCAAUGCUGGAUUUGGUCAGGAUAAGCUGAUGACAGUUCCAUCAGAGGCCUCGAGUGGUGGGUCCUCAACAAGUUGGCUUUUUAAAAAUAAAGAACACGGCAAAGCCAGUGCUGCAGCAAGUCUGGGUAUGAUCCUGCAAUGGGAUGUCGAUAAUGGACUUGCACAAAUUGACAAGUACUUUCACAGUACUGACAAUCAUGUAAUUGCGGGCGCUCUAUUGGCUGUUGGGGUAGUAAACUGUUCUGUCAAGAAUGAGUGUGAUCCUGCAUUAGCACUCCUUGCUGAGUAUAUAGACAGAGAUGAUGCUUCGAUUAGAAUUGGUGCAAUAAUGGGGCUUGGACUUGCAUAUGCAGGUUCUCAGAAUGAGGAGAUCAGUCAGAAACUCAUCCCCAUUUUUGAAGCAAAGCCUUCACUUGAUGUGAUUGCAUUUACUGCAGUCUCAUUGGGAUUGGUGUUCGUGGGUUCAUGUAAUGAAGAUAUUGCCCAGGCAAUUAUUUUUGCAUUGAUGGAUCGAAGUGAGUCAGAGCUGGGAGAACCUCUUGCCCGUUUCUUGGCUCUUGGUCUUGGCCUUCUUUUCCUUGGGAAGCAGGAUCGUGUUGAGGCCACACUUGAGGUUUCAAAGACUUUCAAUGAAAAGAUUAGUAAAUAUUGUGACAUGACUCUACUUUCUUGUGCCUUUGCCGGAACUGGGAAUGUUCUCAAGGUCCAACACUUUCUUGGUCAAUGUGCUCAACAUCACGAGAAGGGUGAAACCUACCAGGGACCUGCUGUUCUUGGAAUAGCAAUGGUAGCUAUGGCUGAGGAAUUGGGACUUGACAUGGCCAUAAGAUCACUAGAACAUCUUUUGCAGUAUGGUGAACAGAAUAUCAGAAGGGCUGUUCCUUUGGCUUUAGGUCUCCUGUGCAUAUCAAAUCCAAAGGUCAACGUUAUGGACACAUUAAGCAGGCUCAGUCAUGAUUCUGAUGCAGAAGUAGCAAUGGCCGCAAUUAUUUCAAUGGGGUUGAUAGGUGCUGGAACUAACAAUGCUAGAAUAGCUGGGAUGCUUCGUAAUUUGUCCAGUUACUAUUACAAGGAAGCCAACCUUCUUUUCUGUGUCCGAAUCGCUCAAGGUCUUGUCCAUCUAGGGAAAGGACUGUUAACCCUCUCACCUUACCAUUCUGAACGGUUCUUAUUAUCUCCGACUGCUUUGGCUGGGCUCAUAACUAUGCUGCAUGCUUGUCUUGAUAUGAAAGCUAUCAUUUUGGGAAAAUACCAUUAUGUGCUUUAUUUCCUUACAUUGGCAAUGCAGCCGAGGAUGCUAAUGACAGUAGACGAAAACUUGAAACCAUUGUCUGUGCCUGUACGUGUUGGCCAAGCUGUUGACGUUGUUGGUCAAGCAGGUCGACCCAAGACAAUCACGGGAUUCCAAACCCACUCAACCCCUGUUCUCCUCUCUGCCGGUGAUAGAGCAGAACUUGCCACUGAAAAAUAUAUCCCACUAUCACCCGUUCUUGAAGGCUUUGUCAUCUUAAAGGAGAACCCGGAGUACAGAGAAGACCAUUAAUGUCCAUUGAACGAGUGCUUAUAAAGUCUGAGAACUCCAAAAAUGCUGGCCAUGGCUGUCUUCUCCAGGAUCAACCCACUGUCCAACGAGGUUGCAUGGCAGUUUCAGAUUUAAAUGAACUUCUGAGAAGUUGGCAUUCUAGACUGUCUGUUUUAAUGUCUAAUUACGUGUAUACGAAGCAAUGCAACAAAGCUAUUAGAGAAGGCAGAGACGUACUUUUGAGUUUUGAAUGGAUUUUCUGACGAUUGUUUUCGCACAUUGAACGUUCUUUAAUGUUUAUCCAUCAUUCGUUGACUAAUUUACA
This is a messenger RNA of Ipomoea nil (Japanese morning glory), 3170 nucleotides long. Its product is annotated as 26S proteasome non-ATPase regulatory subunit 2 homolog A-like. Gene Ontology annotation, cellular component: nucleus; proteasome storage granule; proteasome regulatory particle, base subcomplex. Gene Ontology annotation, biological process: proteasome-mediated ubiquitin-dependent protein catabolic process; regulation of protein catabolic process. The record is from RefSeq and is a predicted model, not a curated record. The coding region runs from base 185 to 2866 and encodes 893 amino acids. The transcript has 26 exons. Gene Ontology annotation, molecular function: enzyme regulator activity. NCBI's taxonomy places the organism in Eukaryota, Viridiplantae, Streptophyta, Magnoliopsida, Solanales, Convolvulaceae.